Nasonia vitripennis (jewel wasp) is the source of this 921-nucleotide messenger RNA. RefSeq names its product thioredoxin domain-containing protein 17. Gene Ontology annotation, cellular component: cytosol. The coding region runs from base 400 to 780 and encodes 126 amino acids. The transcript is spliced from 3 exons. The record is from RefSeq and is a predicted model, not a curated record. NCBI's taxonomy places the organism in Eukaryota, Metazoa, Arthropoda, Insecta, Hymenoptera, Pteromalidae. Gene Ontology annotation, molecular function: protein-disulfide reductase [NAD(P)H] activity.
UGAUUCAACAUAAAUAUUUUUGUCACGAUGACACUUCAUAGUUCACGACCUAUACGUGCAUUUCCGGCUAAAGGCGCAUUUAACCAAAUUUAAGUCUACUAUCAAGUGGCGUUUCCGUUCUCAGAAACGUGUACAUUUUUCUACAUUUUUUUAUACUUGCACGAUAACUAAUUUGAUCAAAAACUACCGUUUCUGCGAUGUUUGGCAACACUGGAUACAAAUACCGGUGUUAUCAUUGAGUGUGGUACGUAUCGCGCGGUGUUCGAGGGCGUUAUCCUCUUCUAAUGAAGUGCUUUUGCGUCUAAUCACUCUCUCGCAUUCCAUCAAACGAUUUUUACUUCAUAUCCCAACUUAAUUUUAAGCUUGCUUUGUUACGUAGUGCUUUAAAAACUAUUAAAUAUGGUGGUUAAACAUCACGUAGAAGGUUAUGAGAAUUUUCUCAAGUUCAUUGAAGACUUCAAGCCCGAUGAGCCUACUUUUGUUUUGUACACCGGUACUAAACUGCCUAACGGGGAUAGCUGGUGCCCUGACUGCGUUGUAGCAAAACCACAUAUAGAAAAGGGAAUUGAAGCUCUACCUGAAAAAUACAAUUAUGUGGUCGUUGAAGUUGGCGACAGGCCUUUCUGGAAGGACAACAAAUGCCCUUUUAGAACAAAUCCUAAAACUCAGUUGAAGGUUUUACCUACCUUAGCCAAAUGGGGCACUCAGAAACGUUUAGAAGGUGAUCACUUGUUAGAUGAAGGACUCAUUGAGAUGUUGUUGACAGAGGAUGAUGAUUAGUGCAAAAAAUUCUCAUAGGAUUAUUUUAUACAGAAUAUCACGGAUUUAUAUAUAAUAAAUGUAUUUGUAAAGUUGAUACAUACAUUGUUUUUUAUAAUAAAUUUAUGUACAUAAGUAUGAAAUACAAAAUCAAAAUCAAUA